Molecule: messenger RNA, 5472 nt
Organism: Oncorhynchus mykiss (rainbow trout)
Lineage: Eukaryota; Metazoa; Chordata; Actinopteri; Salmoniformes; Salmonidae
Product: 3',5'-cyclic-AMP phosphodiesterase 4B
Biological process (GO): signal transduction
Molecular function (GO): 3',5'-cyclic-nucleotide phosphodiesterase activity
Source: RefSeq, a predicted model, not a curated record
UUUAAUGGUUCACUGAAAAAGCACCUGUUUGAAACAAGUUUUGGCUAGAAAGGACAAAACAAAUCCAAGUGAUUCUGUAAAUUAGCUGCAGGAUAUUUGAUUGGCUAUUUCUCAUAUUACCAUAUUACAACGCAUACAUUUUUAUAUUUGGAUCAAGAUAAAAAUUGACAAGUAAAGUCGAAAAUAUAGAUGAAUAGGAUACCUUUGAUUUCAUGCAUCAGUUUUCAAGAGUGGGCAGUGGAUGUCUGAGUUAUAUUAAUGGUUUUUGCUAAAUUAAAUGAAAGUCUUGAAAAAUAUAAAACAAGUAAAAUAUUAAUUUAGUGAAAAAGGAAAAGCAAGCCCAUUUUUUAAAUUAAGUAGUGCCAUUGAAAUAACCUUCAAAUACUGCCCCAUUGCAAUAAGACAUACAGAGGCAGCAUCAUUGAGAUAAGACACACAGGGGCAGCAUCAUUGCAAUAAGACACAUAUGUAUACAGACACAGACAUACACAUUGAGAUGAAGUAGUGGCCAGAGUCAGGACGAUGCACAGCUGCCUCCCUUCACUCAGCUGAGUAAUGCGCAGCAGUGUGUGUGUGCGCGUGCGUUUGGAGGAGAGACCUCCGUGAGAGCGUCUAUGCAGUACACGUGACUCUGUUGCCAUGGCGUGAUCUACGUGUUGAUGUCUGCAGUGGUUUGUGUUGAUGUGCAUGUUGCUGGCAGGGACAGAGGGAGAGCGAGAGGGGGCUGAGGGAGAGAGAAAGAGGAGAGCGAGAGGGGGGCGACAUCUAGCAUUGGCGGGAGACUAAGCUGAGAGAGAGAGAGAGAGAGGCUUCCUCCACUGGCCUUUCAGCCAGCCAGUUCCAGCCAGUCACCGGGGAUCCCUAGCCACCGUUGGAACCCCCUUCCCCCUCUUUCUUCCCUCGUACAAGCCACUUAGCCUCUCUGCCUCUCCUUUUAGUCUCUCAUCAGAUGGAUGGAUGGAUAUAGCACUGGAAUCCCCUCCGCAACCCGCCUCCAUUGGCGGGAUGCAUAGAGAUAUGAUAGCAAUGCAAUAGGACUGGGAUCUCCUCUUUGAGAACCAUUUGUCUUCCAUUGGCUGUAUAGACAUAGAUAAGAGAUACUGUGGUUAAAGGGAGGCACCUACAGUACCUAAGAGAUAGUUUCUACAUAUGUAGCUACAAGCUUCCUACCUACUGACCUACUUAUAUAUUGCUGUUCAGGGGAAUACCGUCUACUGCUGAAGGAAAUACAGUCGCUAUCCAACUAGCUGCUGUGACUGGGGAAGAUAUCACUGGGAGAUUCCAGAAAUGAGGAAGAGCACUCGGCGGGGGUCUAGGUGCUCGUCUUGGUGGGGGUUAUCGUUGAUCUGUCAUCUGUGACUCUGCGAAGAACCACCAAAGAGGCUGACAGACCAAAAUAGAAGAGAUGGAGACAUGGCUGUUGGUUGUUGAGGAAAGAAAGCCUUGGUUUUGCCUAUUCAGACAGGGCUUCUGUUGAGGACAGCCAGGGGUGACAGCUAUAGAACAGCUACAGGAUAUACAGCUAAAGUACAGCACCAUGCCUGAAGCCAACACCAUGCUCUGUGUCUCCUGGGGGUACAUCAAGUUCAAGAGGAUGUUGAACCGGGAGCUGACCCACCUGUCAGAGAUGAGUCGCUCCGGCAACCAGGUGUCAGAGUUCAUCUCCAACACCUUCCUUGACAAGCAGAAUGAGUUGGAGUUGCCGUGCCCUAUGGCCAAGACCAGGGAGAGGAAGAAGAGAACCCACCACCAGACCCAGCAGGGGGGUCAGACUCCGAGUCAAGGGACGAUGACCCAGAUCAGUGGGGUCAGGAAGGUCAGCCAAACCCCCGUGCUCCAAGGCUGCAGCGUCAGCCGCUUCGGGGUCAAAACAGACCAGGAGGACCUGCUGUCUAAGGACCUUGAGGACAUCAACAAGUGGGGUCUGAACAUCUUCAGGGUGGCCGAGCACUCCCACAACCGCCCGCUCACAUGCACCAUGUACACCAUCUUCCAGGAGCGAGACUUGAUGAAGACGUUCAAGAUCCCCGCGGACACAUUCGUGACCUUCAUGUUGACCCUGGAAGCGCACUACCACGCCGACGUAGAAUACCACAACAGCCUCCACGCUGCAGACGUGGCCCAGUCCACACACAUCCUGCUCGCCACACCCGCUCUGGACGCCGUCUUCACAGAUCUGGAGAUCUUGGCGGCCAUCUUUGCGGCAGCCAUCCAUGAUGUGGACCAUCCUGGGGUCUCCAACCAGUUCCUCAUUAACACCAACUCCGAGCUGGCCCUGAUGUAUAACGACGAGUCGGUCCUGGAGAACCACCACCUGGCCGUGGGCUUCAAGCUGCUGCAGGAGGACAACUGUGACAUCUUUCAGAACCUGACCAAAAAACAACGCCAGUCCCUCAGGAGAAUGGUCAUAGACAUGGUACUGGCCACUGACAUGUCCAAACACAUGAGCCUGCUGGCUGACCUGAAGACCAUGGUGGAGACCAAGAAGGUGACCAGCUCUGGAGUACUGCUGCUAGACAACUACACAGACAAGAUACAGGUGAUGCGUAACAUGGUUCAUUGUGCAGACCUGAGCAAUCCGACCAAGUCACUGGACCUGUACCGCCAGUGGACCGACCGCAUCAUGAACGAGUUCUCCCACCAGGGAGACCGGGAGAGGGAGAGAGGCAUCGAGAUCAGCCCCAUGUGUGAUAAGCAUACGGCUUCUGUGGAGAAGAGCCAGGUGGGCUUCAUAGACUACAUCGUCCACCCUCUGUGGGAGACGUGGGCUGACCUGGUGCACCCUGACGCCCAGGAUAUCCUGGAUACCCUGGAAGACAACAGGAACUGGUACCAGAGCAUGAUCCCCCAGAGCCCCUCUCCCCCCUUCUGCACCGGAGACGGAGAGCUAGAGGGCGGAGAAGGAGGUCACAAGUUCCAGUUUGAGCUGACGCUAGAUGACGGACAGGAUGAGGAUGGACAGAUAGGAAGGGAGGAGGGCGAGAGGGGGACAGAAGGGGGACGGUCGCCAAUGGACCAGGGUGGACUAGAGAUGGAGAUACGUGGGGCUUCCCCCACAUAACAAGCCUUGACCGUGAUCUUUAUAAAAGCACCAGUUUUAGGCUGUGUUUGGCAUCUUGUUUUAUUGCAGUGGAGGAAUCCUGCAAUCUGGCUCUUUGAAGCUGCUCUGCUUGUGCGCGAGGGCCUGACUGACUUAGGGCCCCUGCAGAAGAGGGUGGGGGACCCCAACACUUGUUUUGGGAACCCUCCGAAAGCAGAUUAUGAUGAGUUGAAGAGCGUGAUUGCCUUGAAGGAGUGCUGUUGAACCGCUGUGUGGCAGAAGUACCAUAUCUUAGUCCUUAGCCAGAUACUACAAUCUUUGCUCUGACAAAUAAGAUGAAGCUCAUUCACGCUAAGAGACUAUGGUGUUCAAUUGGGACAAGAUGAGAGACACUUGCACUUCAGAAUGAUUGUUGUUCUUCGUGACUGUUUUCGGGUAUAUGUUUUGUUUUGUAACGGGAUUGGAUGGGAUGUUGCCGGGUAGCGUUCAAAGUUCCAACUAGUGGUCCACAGGUAUUUGUAACACGUGUCUGAAGACUUUCGUGUGCCUUUUUUUAUGACCGUGUCUUUUCUAUGUCCUUUUAUAAUUUAUUUAACAGUUUUAAGUCGUUAUUAUAAAAUGUUUGUUUUCUACACACAACUCAUCUUAGUUGUCUCUCGAAUGAGAGGAAAAUACUUCCGGUCUUUCUCAGCAAUAGUGUAUUCCCAAUUUGUGCUUUGUGGACUUUCCAAAAUCGUCGGACUUCCCAGCACAAGUGGCACUUUUUGUCGCAAGGGUUGAGAGCUAGAACAGCGUUUAAACUAAAGAAUCGGGUUAUUCUUUCCACACCCAACUCAUAGCACUAGGCGCUCAAUGUUAUGCGUCACGUGUUAUCUCACAAAUCUCAAGUCAAUGUUAACAAAUGCCACAUAAGUUGGAUAUUCGCAGCAAAGCUGUUGCAAACCUGCUCCUUAUUAUUUUACGUAUUUGCCAACCGUAAAAGCAAUUAUCUCCAUCAUUCCAAUUUUCCCAGUGGGAAAAACCAACGAAAGUCAAUGUAAACUGUCCUAACCAAUAAGCUCCAAAGAUGACCUGAUGAAAGCACUUUAACAGCCAGAUGGAACUCAGUCCAACAGAGGUGUUGUGCCACAUCUGAUUAGCACUUAAUUAAAUAUCUUAGUAUUCUUUCGCAAAAAAAAUUGAAUUAUUUCUGCGUAUCUCCCUUCCAAGAAUGGAAGUCCAGUAAAUGGGAUCUCCUAAUCUAAUUCGUGCACAGUAUUUAAGACAAUUAAGGCCAAUCAAAUGAACCAUUGAGUGGUUUCUUUCCAAAGAGAAAGAGAAAAAUGUCACAUGAUAUUUUGAAGCCCUAGACUAGCCUUGUGACGGUCAACCAAUGUCAAAAAAAACAAACCUCCAUACAACAAUAUUUGACAAUCAGCUGAUGUUAUACUUUUGGUUGCCAGGUCCCUCUUGAGGUGACCACCGCCAACAACACAUCUCUCGAGGUUUGGCAGGAAUCGCAGAGCAACAAACACAAUGAAACUAAACCAAAAACAAAUAGAAUCUUUCUACAAGUUGAUUCUAUGUUAAUUUAAUGUCACCUAAAAGGUCCCCUGUAGGAAGUGGAGAUACUGAAGUGUAAUGUAAAAAAAAAUUAAAAAAUAAUUAAAUCCAUGAUUUCUGUCCAGCACUUUGACGAGCUGAACAGCUCAGCACCUAGUUGCUCUUCUGUCAACAAUACAUCUAAAUGGUACUGCCAUGGAAGCUUCAACACUCAGCUUCUACAGUGUGGGGAGAUCUGAAUAACAUCACUAGAUGACAAUACUUCCCUUUGUGUUUGUGUGUGUGUGUGUGUGUGUGUGUGUGUGUGUGUGUGUGUGUGUGUGUGUGUGUGUGUGUGUGUGUGUGUGUGUGUGUGUGUGUGUGUGUGAGGAUAACUUAGCUGCACAAUCUCCUCGUCCAUGCACCUAGUCCUUUGUCGAUCCAUGAACUGUUUGAAACAGUGUAUUUAUGACUUUGAUCUGUAAGUAGAAUCCUAUUCACAAAAAGUAUGUUUGGUAUAAUUUAUAUGCACUACCAUUACCUGUCAAAACAAGUGAAAUAUUUGUUAUAAUGUAUAAUACUCAAGUUUUUGCAGAUUUCCAGAGAACAUUCUUAAACAUCUGUGUUACUUGGCAGAAAACUGAGGUGGUUGGCAGAAACGUAAUUCCUCGGUUUCCAUUGUUUUCCUGUUAUCUGGAGCCAUAUGAAGGCUGCAGUGAACCUAUAUGAUGUGUGGUGACGGGUCAUUGUACAGCUAGCUGUAUGUUUAUUGAAAUAUUACAUUGUUUAAGAUGUACCCAUAUUUCCCAUGUGUUUCUCAGAAGUCUCACACAGUGCAUGGUAAGGUAUUGUAUAUUGUGUUCAACACGUAUUUUUUAUGAAAUGAUUAAAAUGAGCAUGAAUUUACUCUA